Messenger RNA from Aegilops tauschii subsp. strangulata, 1644 nucleotides. Its product is annotated as cytochrome P450 89A2-like. Gene Ontology annotation, cellular component: membrane. Gene Ontology annotation, molecular function: iron ion binding; heme binding; oxidoreductase activity, acting on paired donors, with incorporation or reduction of molecular oxygen, NAD(P)H as one donor, and incorporation of one atom of oxygen. The record is from RefSeq and is a predicted model, not a curated record. NCBI's taxonomy places the organism in Eukaryota, Viridiplantae, Streptophyta, Magnoliopsida, Poales, Poaceae.
AUGGACAUGUGGCACAUCAGCCUGAGUGUGUGCGCGAUGCUCGUCACCCUCCCGGUCCUGCUCAUCCUUCGCGGGAGCCGGGCUGGCUGCCGCAUCCCGCCGGGCCCGCCGUCCGUGCCGGUGCUCGGCAGCUUGGUAUGGCUGACGAACUCGCCCGCCGACCCCGAGCCCCUCCUCCAGCGCCUGUUCAGGCGGUACGGCUCCGUGGUUUCCCUGCGGUUGGGAUCCAGUCUCUCAAUCUACAUUGCCGACCGCCGGCUCGCGCACGCGGCGCUCGUCGUGCACGGAGCCUACCUGGCGGACCGCCCCAGCGUGCUCGUCGCGGCCGCGACGCUCCUGGGCGAGAACAACCACACCAUCACGCGCGCCAGCUACGGGCCCGUGUGCCGCCUCCUGCGCCGGAACCUCGUCGCCGAGACGCUGCACCCGUCGCGCGUCCGCCUCUUCGCACCCGCGCGCUGCUGGGCGCGCCGCGUGCUCACCGAGAAACUGCUGGCCGGCGGAGAAGCGGUCAUCGAGACGUUCCGGCACGCUAUGUUCUGCCUCCUCCUGGCCAUGUGCUUCGGCGAGCGGCUCGACGAGGGCGCGGUGCGCGCAAUCGCGGCCGCGCAGCGGGAGCAGCUGCUCUACUUCUCGCACCAGAUGGCCGUGUUCGCCUUCCUCCCGUCAGUAACCAAGCACGUCUUCCGCGGCCGCCUCCGGGCGGCGCACGCGCUGCGGCGCCGGCAGAUGGAGCUGUUCAUGCCACUCAUCAACGCGCGGCGGGAGUACAUGAAGUUGAACAACUCGGACCGGGCCAAGAAGAAAUCAGACACCACGUUCGAGCAUUCGUACGUGGACACGCUUCUCGACCUCAAGCUCCCGGAGGAGGAGCGGCCGCUUAGCGACCAAGAGAUGAUCAAUCUCUGCUCCGAGUUCCUCAACGCCGGGACCGACACCACCUCCACCGCGAUGCAGUGGAUCAUGGCCGAGCUGGUCAAGAACCCGGCCAUUCAGGACAAGCUCUACGGCGAGAUCAUCAAGGUCGCCGCAAUCACGGGCGACAACAGCCAGGAGGAGGUCCCCGAGGAGGACCUCCACAAGAUCCCGUACCUCAAGGCGGUUGUCCUCGAAGGCCUCCGGAAGCACCCCCCGGGGCACUUCGUGCUGCCACACAAGGCGGCAGAGGACAUCGAGCUGUGCGGCGCGUACCUGAUCCCCAAGGGCGCCACGGUGAACUUCAUGGUGGCCGAGAUGGGCAGGGACGCGGAGGAGUGGGAGAACCCGAUGGAGUUCGCGCCGGAGAGAUUCGUGGCUGGCGGGGAUAGGGAAGGGGUGGACGUGACGGGCAACAGGGAGAUCAGGAUGAUGCCCUUCGGGGCAGGCCGGAGGAUCUGCGCGGGGCUUGGCGUCGCCAUGCUCCACCUCGAGUACUUCGUGGCCAACAUGGUGAGGGAGUUCGAGUGGAAAGAGGUCGCGGGCGACGAGGUGGACUUUGCCGAGAAGCGGGAGUUCACCUGCGUCAUGCAGAAGCCGUUGCGCCCUCGCCUCGUGCCACGAAUUAAGGACGAGUAAAUUUGCGGUGAAAUUAAGACCGGUUGCUGCUAAAUGGGAAUAAAUUGAACGAGUGUAAUUAAUCCUUGCACUCACGUUUUAAUUGAACUA